Messenger RNA from Nilaparvata lugens (brown planthopper), 361 nucleotides. RefSeq lists its product as uncharacterized. The annotation marks the transcript as partial. The transcript has 2 exons. The record is from RefSeq and is a predicted model, not a curated record. NCBI's taxonomy places the organism in Eukaryota, Metazoa, Arthropoda, Insecta, Hemiptera, Delphacidae.
AUGAAGUUUGGGUUUGUUGGUGCCAAGAGGGCAGGCAAGCCAGGGCAACCAUCAAAACUCAAUAAGAGGUUUUCGAGGGAGUUCGAGGGGUGGGAUGAAGGGGUGGGAGCAGGGUUCAGGGAGAUCAUGUUGACAGACGGACUAUCUCGGACAGCCAUUGGCAGGUCGUCGGAGCACCAAGUUUCAGCGCUGCAGAACCUGACAAGUCUGUUGAGGAACGCUUUCAGCAGUCAGUUUGUGUUUCCCGUCCUCGGCCACGACGACCCUGGGUCGAGCCCCGGCGAGCGACUCAGUUAUGGAGACCUCGCCGACUUCUGGAGACAGUGGCUGCCCACCGAAGCCAUACAAACAUUCAAAACAG